Messenger RNA from Mauremys reevesii (Reeves's turtle), 5416 nucleotides. It is a transcript of the gene KCNH1, whose product is annotated as potassium voltage-gated channel subfamily H member 1. The transcript is spliced from 12 exons. Bases 232 to 3234 code for a protein of 1000 amino acids. The record is from RefSeq and is a predicted model, not a curated record. Gene Ontology annotation, biological process: potassium ion transmembrane transport; regulation of membrane potential. Lineage: Eukaryota; Metazoa; Chordata; Testudines; Geoemydidae. Gene Ontology annotation, cellular component: membrane. Gene Ontology annotation, molecular function: delayed rectifier potassium channel activity.
GCUGGGAAUGGCGGAGAUCGUGCCCAGCAGAGGGCGCUGCCGGACCGGUCCAGGCGGCGGCCGAAGCAGCAGGGAUGCAGUGGGAGGCUGGGUGGCUGGAGAAGCUGAUGCUGCAGAGCCGGUGGGGUCCCAGCGGAGAGCAUGAGGCGCUCAGAGCGGGACGAGCGUGGAGUGGGAGCGCUUAGCUUCGCGCAGCCCUGAGCCAAGCCUCCGCGCGGGACUCCGGAAGACAUGACUAUGGCUGGGGGAAGGAGAGGGCUGGUGGCUCCUCAGAACACCUUUCUGGAGAACAUUGUGCGAAGAUCUAAUGGUAAGGGGAGGAUUGCAUUCACCCGCAGCACGCACAGUAACGGGAGAUGCCUCGGAAGCUGCUUCCCAGGGGCGGCCAGAAAUGCUGCUGAGCGUGGGGCUUGCAGGGGGCAGUGGCAAAGAAAACACAAUACUAAUUUUGUCUUGGGUAAUGCCCAGAUAGUGGAUUGGCCCAUUGUAUACAGCAAUGAUGGAUUUUGCAAGCUAUCAGGAUAUCACAGAGCAGAAGUUAUGCAAAAAAGCAGCACCUGCAGUUUUAUGUAUGGGGAGCUGACAGACAAAGACACAAUUGACAAGGUGCGACAAACGUUUGAGAACUACGAAAUGAAUUCCUUUGAAAUCUUGAUGUACAAAAAGAACAGGACACCUGUCUGGUUCUUUGUGAAAAUUGCUCCGAUUCGAAAUGAACAGGAUAAAGUGGUUUUAUUUCUUUGCACUUUCAGCGACAUAACAGCUUUCAAACAGCCCAUUGAGGAUGAUUCGUGUAAAGGCUGGGGGAAGUUUGCUCGCUUGACACGAGCUCUCACAAGCAGCCGGGGCGUCUUGCAGCAGCUUGCUCCAAGCGUGCAGAAAGGAGAGAACGUUCACAAGCAUUCUCGACUUGCCGAGGUACUGCAGCUGGGCUCUGAAAUCCUUCCACAGUACAAACAAGAGGCACCAAAGACUCCACCACAUAUCAUUUUACAUUAUUGUGUUUUCAAGACAACCUGGGACUGGAUCAUCCUGAUUUUAACCUUCUACACUGCUAUUCUGGUCCCUUACAACGUCUCCUUUAAAACCAAACAGAACAACGUGGCCUGGCUGGUGGUAGAUAGUAUUGUAGAUGUCAUUUUUUUAGUAGACAUUGUGCUUAAUUUCCAUACCACUUUUGUCGGGCCGGCUGGAGAGGUGAUCUCAGACCCAAAGCUGAUCCGCAUGAACUACCUGAAGACCUGGUUUGUGAUUGAUCUGCUUUCUUGCUUGCCAUACGACGUCAUCAAUGCAUUUGAGAAUGUCGAUGAGGGAAUCAGUAGCCUGUUCAGUUCACUGAAAGUCGUCCGACUUCUUCGGCUGGGUCGUGUGGCUCGGAAGUUGGAUCAUUACAUUGAGUAUGGAGCAGCAGUCUUGGUUCUGCUGGUGUGUGUGUUUGGUCUUGCAGCUCACUGGUUGGCUUGCAUUUGGUACAGCAUAGGAGAUUAUGAAGUUAUCAAUGAGGAUACAAACACAAUCCGAACGGAAAGUUGGCUCUACCAGCUGGGGGAGUCCAUAGGAACGCCUUAUCGGUUUAACACGACAGGUUCGGGGAAAUGGGAAGGGGGGCCAAGCAAGGAUUCUGUUUAUAUCUCCUCGUUGUACUUCACAAUGACGAGCCUCACCAGUGUUGGAUUUGGGAACAUUGCCCCCACUACAGACGGAGAGAAGAUCUUUGCAGUUGCUAUGAUGAUGAUUGGCUCACUUCUGUAUGCAACCAUUUUUGGUAACGUGACAACCAUCUUUCAGCAAAUGUAUGCCAACACAAACCGGUACCAUGAAAUGCUGAACAGCGUCCGGGACUUCCUUAAACUCUACCAAGUGCCCAAAGGUCUGAGCGAACGUGUGAUGGACUAUAUCGUUUCCACUUGGUCAAUGUCCAGGGGGAUAGAUACUGAAAAGGUUUUACAGAUCUGCCCUAAGGAUAUGCGAGCAGACAUCUGUGUGCAUCUGAACCGCAAAGUUUUCAAGGAGCACCCAGCAUUCAGACUGGCUAGCGAUGGGUGCCUUCGAGCCCUGGCCAUGGAAUUUCAGACUGUACACUGUGCCCCUGGGGAUCUGAUCUACCAUGCUGGCGAGAGUGUGGACAGCCUUUGCUUUGUGGUUUCAGGGUCUUUGGAAGUAAUCCAGGACGAUGAAGUUGUUGCUAUUUUGGGCAAAGGAGACGUUUUUGGCGAUGUGUUCUGGAAAGAAGCUACCCUUGCUCAGUCCUGUGCUAAUGUAAGAGCCUUGACUUACUGUGACCUUCAUGUGAUUAAAAGGGAAGCCUUACAGAAAGUGCUGGAAUUCUAUACAGCCUUUUCUCACUCCUUCUCCAGGAAUCUCAUCUUAACCUACAACUUGAGAAAAAGGAUUGUGUUCCGGAAGAUUAGUGAUGUCAAACGUGAAGAAGAAGAGAGGAUGAAAAGGAAGAAUGAAGCGCCUCUGAUUCUACCACCAGACCACCCGGUCCGUCGGCUGUUUCAAAGAUUCAGGCAACAGAAAGAAGCUCGGCUAGCGGCAGAAAGGGGGAGGGAUCCAGAUGACCUGGAUGUGGAAAAGGGCAACAUUCUUGCAGAGCACUCUCGCGCUAUUGUGAAAGCUAGUAUCGUAACGGUCAGGGAGAGCCCUGCAACCCCUGGUUCGUACCAGUCUGCUUCAACAUCCGGUGUGCCCGAUCAUGCCAAAUUGCAGGCCCCUACGUCAGACUAUGCAGGGUGCAAAGUGUCCGGUGAAUACUCAAGACGCAAAGGCUGGGCCAAAUUCAAAGAUGCUUGUGGAAAGGGGGAAGACUGGAACAAAGUAUCCAAAGCAGAAUCCAUGGAGACUUUACCAGAAAGAACUAAAACUUCAGGAGAGACUACACUGAAGAAGACAGACUCUUGUGACAGUGGCAUUACAAAGAGUGACUUGCGCUUGGAUAAUGUUGGGGAGACAAGGAGCCCUCAGGACCGAAGUCCUGUCCUUGCAGAGGUCAAGCACUCUUUUUACCCUAUCCCAGAACAGACUCUUCAGGCUACCAUGCUGGAAGUAAAACAUGAGCUGAAAGAGGACAUCAAGGCUUUAAACACAAAAAUGAACAGUAUAGAAAAACAGCUUGCGGAGAUACUAAGGAUAUUAACCUCAAGAAGAAGCUCUCAGUCACCACAGGAGCUGUUUGAAAUAUCAAGGCCCCAGUCUCCAGAAUCAGAAAAGGACAUUUUUGGAGCAAGCUGAGAUGUUUCUCUUUUAAAACACAAAAACCCACACAAAUAAACACCCACCCACCCCAACCAUUUUAAAUUUAGCCUUUCUUGAUGAAAACCAGUGAGGGACCAGUUCAUUAAGCAUGUUCCCUGUUUCUAAAAAAAGUGCUGUCCCGCUUUCCAGAGAACAUCCAGUUUAACAUCUGCGAAGGUGAUGUUCUACUUCUACAGUACUUCACUUUAAUGAGCCGAAAGAGCUAUUUGCUGUGAAUAUCCUGGUGAUUUUUUUUUUUUGACACAGUGUUGAUAAGUUUGUGGAACAACUUAAAACACGAUUUUUGUCUUUACUAUAUAAAUUUCAGUGUAUAUGAUAACAUGUAUACAUACAUACACACACACACAUUAUAUAUAUGUAUGUAUAGAUAAGUCUAUGGAUUGUAUAUCAGUCAAAUAACAGCACAUCCUUCAUUUAAUGAUAAAGGUUCAGGAAGGGAACAUAAGCUUUCCCCAGUAGGUAUCCAUUGAAAUGUUCUAGUCUGGUAUGUUUCUAUUGAUCAUUAACCUUUUCAGGCCACAGCAUUUCUUUGGUUUCUCUUCUAGGCCUAAAGUUAAUUAACCUGACUAGCUUAUGAUACCAUGACUGCCAUGGGAUCUGGCAAACAUUGUGACAGCCAGAAAUUGGAAACACACACGAGGUUCAAAAACACGGCAUAAUUGCUGAGAACCUGGUUCAUAAUCCACAGCUUGUUGCCAUUCACUGUAUCUCUAAAGCAAAGUUGAGCUAGUCCUGGUUCUUGUGGUUUCUCCCCGAGGAUGGAGUCCAGAAUAAAUGUUCUUUUUCUGGUACCAGGUGCUGUCUCAAAGGUGCUGAGAAUACUAUACUUACCCUGGGGCAAAGUGUCUUUCAAUGACUUGAGUCAAACAUUUCUUGUCACUGCACCUCUAUUUUCUUAUCCUGGCACUAGGGGUAGAAAUGCACUUGCCAUGUUGGCCUCUGAAUGCCUGACUUCGACACAGAGGAAGCCAGUAGCCGAAGGCUCUCUCCUGUGAGUGUAUAGGCAAUAACGAAGUCUGUAGUUCAUCGGUACUUCUGAGUAAUAAAGACAAACAUCUCAAAGAACGCCCCGCUAAUCCAAUGUGCGCUACAGUAAGUACUGAGGUUUAUUGUACUCUUGUUUCUAGACCACAGUGUUGUGGUGAACAUUGAUUCAAUUAAUUUAAAAAUAAAGCUUCUUGCAAUAAAACAUUCAACACUUAGCCUUAAGACCCGUCAUAAGUGAGCUCAAACUGUGAUUCAGUUCUGUAGUGUUUACAGUGUUGUCUAAAUAUAAAGCACUUUGAUUAGCUUUCUAAGUCUAAUGGAAGUCACUUGUAGGUAAUUACUUAUUGCCGCCUUAUUAGUUAAAUAAAUGACUCCAGCAGCCCUUUCCCCCAAACAAAACAUCAUUGUCUAAACACUUUUGUAUAUCAGGGAGCUGACACAUCUAUUGCUGAAGUGUUUGUGUUUAGGUGGUGGUUUUGGGGUUUUUUUACAGUUCAAUAAAGCUGAUGUGACUUUACCUGCAGCUGUUAUUUGUUUCAAACUGAUUUGAGUGUUGUGUAAACACGUUUAAUGUGUAAUCCCAGAGUGUCUCUGUAACUGGAUUUAAAUGCCCAAUGUUAAUGAAGUAACUUGGGGUUUUCAUGAAACUGCUCUGAAAAACUGGUGACUUUAUUUUUUUUGGUCUUAUUCCCACUGAAUACGUCACUAAAGUAGGAAAAGAAUCACUUUAGCUGUAGAUGGGAAAUUCAAUAAUCUUGUAUCAGGAUUAACUGCUAUAUAAAGAAAUAUGACUUUUUCUAAUGAAUGUGCUAUAUUGCUGUACUACAUAGAAUCAAUAUUUGUACAUCUGUUGGAAAUCUGUCUGCGUUUAAAUAUUUAGCCACCACUGCAUGGACACUUUAUUGAUAUGCAGUUAUGCAGUUGCUCUGGCACUUUUAAAUGUAUUUCAUUUGUUUUCAUCUCUUCAGAAACCCACUCUCUUGGUUUUUUUUCUUUGCAUUUGUCACUUUGCUCAAUCAAGCAUGAAUUAAAAGAGAAAAGAAUGAGUAGAUACUAUUUUUGUGGUCAGCAGAGACGCUGCCAGUACAUAUACUGUAUAUCUCCUGUUUUGGAAUGUUCAAAUACAGUUGCAGUCACCUACAUUAAUAUGCCCUUAUCAACAUUUUUAAAC